This is a messenger RNA of Atta colombica, 731 nucleotides long. Its product is annotated as tetra-peptide repeat homeobox protein 1-like. The record is from RefSeq and is a predicted model, not a curated record. The transcript is spliced from 2 exons. The coding region runs from base 56 to 538 and encodes 160 amino acids. NCBI's taxonomy places the organism in Eukaryota, Metazoa, Arthropoda, Insecta, Hymenoptera, Formicidae.
UCGAGACAAAUUUUCUUAACAUUGUACCUACCAAUUAAUUAUUCCCCUUUUCGUCAUGUGCGUCCUGGUCGCUAUUCUGUUCGUAGCAGCUCUAUCGGUAACAACUGCGGCUCCGUCAAGUUACUUGGGUCAUGGUGCCACGUUAGCUGGACCAAUUUUAGGACCUGCAGCUCUUGCAGGUCCUAUUAAUGGACCGUCCGCACUCGCUGGUCCAAUAGUUGGACCCGCGCGCAUAUCUGGAGCGGUUGACCGUGGUGCUAUCGUUACGGGUGCUGUUGCUGGACCGUCAGUCGUUUCGGGUAGCAUCCCUGGACAAACGGCGAUUGUCGGCCCAGUUCUUAGCUAUGCAGCACCAGCCUUGGGAUGGCCAGCUUAUGGUUCGUAUGGAGCUGUACUUGCUGGUCCUGCUGCAGGUCCAGCGGCUCUCGCUGGACCUAUCGCAGCUCCAGCUCUGAUCACUGGUCCAUCCGGCAGCAUCUCUGCUGGACACAGUGGAUUAGGUAAUAUCGUUCAUGGAUAUGCACCUGGACACUGGUAAUUUACGUCAUCUGGCAACAUGAACUAAGGACCUCUGCAAUUGAUCUCUUAGACAUACAAUCUCGAUCACGAUCUGCAUCACGAUCUUCAUCAUUCGGCAUAUUAUUCAUCACUGUAUUUCUUAUAUAUGUACAUAACAAAGUUUCGUAUAUAACGUUACAUUAAUAAUAAUAAAUGCAUGGCACUCCUGGAAA